AUGCCUCCUCCACCUCACACCAAGCCCGAGAACGUUCUCAAGCGGGCACAAGAACUCAUCGGAGUCGGCCAAACGCAAGCUGCUUUGGCCCUCUUGCACGAACAUGUUACCUCAAAGCGGUCCCGAAACAAUACCAUUGCGGCCCUUGAGCCCCUGAUGGUCUUGUUCGUCGAGCUUUGCGUUGAUCUUCGCAAGGGCAAGUCGGCAAAGGAUGGCCUCUUCCAGUACAAGAACAUUGCGCAGAACACCAAUGUCGGCACGAUCGAGAUGGUCUUGAAACGAUUUAUCGAGCUUGCUGAGCAGAAGGUUACUGAGGCUCAAGCCAAGGCUGAGGAGAUUCAGUCUUCGCUCGAAUCCGCCAAUGCGACCGCUAAUAUUGAGGAUCUCGAGGCCACCGAGACCCCGGAAUCCAUCCUCCUCUCGACCGUCUCAGGAGAGCAGUCUCGUGACCGUACAGACCGUGCCGUCGUCACGCCGUGGCUCAAGUUCCUCUGGGAGACUUACCGCACCGUUUUGGAUAUCUUGAGGAACAAUGCUCGUCUUGAAAUCAUGUACCAGACCACUGCUCUCCAAGCCUUCCAGUUCUGUCUUCACUAUGCCCGCAAGACCGAGUUCCGCCGGCUGUGUGAGCUUCUCCGGAAUCACUUGCAAAACGCCGCAAAGUACUCGGCUCAGAUGCACGCCAUCAACCUCAACGAUCCGGACACUCUUCAGCGUCACCUCGACACCCGCUUCCAGCAGUUGAACGUGGCUGUCGAGCUCGAGCUUUGGCAGGAAGCUUUCCGCAGUAUUGAGGAUAUCCACACUCUGCUCAGCCUGAGCAAGCGCCCUGCCAAGAACGUCAUGAUGGCCAACUACUACGAGAAGUUGACCAGAAUUUUCCUCGUCAGCGAGAACUAUCUCUUCCACGCUGCUGCGUGGAGCCGUUACUACAAUCUCUUGCGCCAGUCUGCACACGUCGUUGCUGCUGGCCAAGGUCUCAAGAAGGACAACCCCGCCGUCAGCGAGGCUGACAUGACUCGCGCGGCUUCCUUCGUCUUGCUCUCUGCCCUGUCUAUCCCCGUCAUCAGCACUUCUCGUUCUCGAGGUGCCCUUGUCGACGUUGAUGAGGCCAAGAAGAACAAGAACACCCGGCUCACAAACCUUCUCGGUAUGAACCAGGCUCCCUCCCGUGCUGUGCUCUUCAAGGAUGCUUUGAACAAGGGCCUACUCAUGCGUGCUCGUCCCGAGAUCCGCGACCUGUACAAUAUCCUCGAGGUCGAUUUCCACCCCUUGUCCAUCUGCAAGAAGAUCUCGCCCAUCCUGACCCAGAUUGGUGCGGACCCUGAGAUGGAGAAGUAUGUCCAGCCUUUGCAGCAGGUCAUUCUCACCCGUCUCUUCCAGCAGCUCUCCCAGGUGUACGAGUCUGUCGAGCUCAAGUUCGUCUACAGCCUCGCCCAGUUCCCUGAGCCCUUCCAAGUCACCUCUGGUACCAUUGAGAAAUUCAUCAUGAACGGCUGCAAGAAGGGUGAUCUCGCUAUCCGCAUCGACCAUGCCACCGGUAUCUUGUCCUUUGAUUCGGACGUCUUCUCGUCUGCCAAGGCGCUGCACCCCGGCACCGCCGCCGGCUCUGCCGAGAGCGAAACUAGCUCAGUCCAGCGCCUCCAGAGCACCCCCGCUGAGAUUGUUCGUUCUCAGCUCACUCGCCUUGCCAAGUCGCUCUACCUUACCUGCCAAUACGUCGACCCCUCGUACAAUGAGGCUCGUCAGCAGGCCAAGGCCGCGGCCUUUGCCCGCGCCCAGGAGGGAGCUCAGAAGGAGCACGAGGAGGCCCUUGUCCGUCGUGAGGUCAUUGACAAGAGAAAGACCGCGGCCUCCAAUGCUUUGGCUCAGAAAGAGAAGGAGGAAGCGACUCAGAAGCGCAUUCGUGCUCAGCAGAUUCUGGAGGCUGAGAACCAGCGUCUCCGCGAGGAGCAGCGUGAGCGUGAGCAGAAGCGCCUCAAGGCCGAGCAAGACCGCAUUCGCCAAGAGGAGCUCAAGAAACAGAUUGAGGACCUCAAGACUGGCGUCAAGGGCAUUGACGUGAGCGAAAUGGAUCUCGACGACCUUGACACCAACCGUCUCCGGGCUAUGAAGCUUGCCCAGCUUGAAAAGGAAAAGAACGAGCUCAGCGAGCGCCUUCGCGUCACUGGCAAGCGUAUUGAUCAUCUCGAGCGUGCUUUCCGCCGGGAGGAGGCUAAGAUUCUGCCGCGGGACUACCAGGCUCAGAGGGAGCGUGACCUCGCUGCUUAUGAGGAGACCAAGGCUGCCACCUUGAAGGAAGCUGAGCAGAAGCACAAGGAUGAUGUUGCGCUCAAGCACCGCCUUACUCGCUUGGUUGCCACCUAUGAGUCUUUCCGUGACAGCGUCCAUGAGCGCCGACACGAAGAGUUUGAGAAGCGCCGUAAGGCUGCCGAGAAGGAUCUCCAGAACAAGAUGAACUUGCGUCGCAAGGAGUACCACGAGAGAAAGGCCCGCGAGCAGUUCGAGGCCGAGGAGAGAGAGCGGGCUGCUAGGGAGGAGGAAGAGAGAAUCGCCAGAGAGGCCGAGGAGAAGGCCGCCAGAGAGGAGGAGACACGCCGCAGACUGACCGAGGAGAAGGAGAAGAGAGAAGAGGAGAGAAGGAAAUUGGACGAAAUCGCUGCCAGACAGCGACAGAGAGAAAUCGAGGCCGAGGAGAAGCUCAAGGCCCGCAAGACCGGCGGUCCCGAGCGUGGUCCCGAACGGGGUCCUGAACGGGGUCCUGAACGGGGUCCUGCCCGUCCGGCAGAGGGCGAGCGUGGACCUCCUCGUCUCAACCUCGCGGGCAACAAGCCAAGCUGGAGAGAGCGCGAAGCCGCCAGGGCCGCGGCCGGCGCUACUGGUGAAGCCGCACCCCCGUCCGAUGUUCCCACCGCCGAAGCAGACCUUCCCAAACGUACUGGAUACGUUCCCCCACACAUGCGUGGCCGUGCCAACCCUCAAGCUCCUCGCGAGCCGUCUUCCAAUGACGCCCCCGCCAGCGGCUGGCGUCCUGCUUCUCACCAGGACAGCUCAUCACGCGACGAGUCUCCCGCUGACGCGGGCUCUGCGGGCAAGUGGGUCCCUCGCCACUUGAGAGGCGAUGCCCCUGCUCCUGCCCCUGCCCCUGCCGACAAUGGUUCCCGUAUCCCAGCUCGCCGCGAGGAGUCUCCCGCUGAGUCGUCCGGCCCCCAGAAAUACCGUCCUGGUGCCUUCCGCCGCGGUGGUCAGUAA
Molecule: messenger RNA, 3252 nt
Organism: Xylona heveae TC161
Lineage: Eukaryota; Fungi; Ascomycota; Xylonomycetes; Xylonales; Xylonaceae
Exons: 4
Coding region: 1-3252 (1083 amino acids)
Biological process (GO): translation reinitiation; formation of cytoplasmic translation initiation complex
Cellular component (GO): multi-eIF complex; eukaryotic translation initiation factor 3 complex, eIF3m; eukaryotic translation initiation factor 3 complex, eIF3e
Molecular function (GO): mRNA binding; translation initiation factor activity
Source: RefSeq, a predicted model, not a curated record